AUGGGGUCAGCUUGUAAAAAUUGCCAUCAAACUUCUUAAGUGGAAUCAGAAAUUUAACUAAAACCUGUUUAAAAAGUCCCAUCUAAACAAACUAUUAUUAGCAACGCUGAUUCCAUUCCUUUGAAUUUAGAGGAUGAAGAAUUAGUCAAAAAUGCAACUACCUUAACAAAAUUUCAUAAGAUGUAAAUGAAGAAUAUGGGAUAUUAUGAAGGAGAAUGGUUGAAUGGAAUGAGGCAUGGAUCAGGAAUUUAUACUUGGAGUGACAAUACAGUAUAUACAGGCUAGUUUUAAAAUGAUUAAUUGCAUGGAAAAGGUUAAAUUAUCCACCCAAAUGGAGAUGUUUAUGAAGGGGAGUGGUCUAAUGAUUUAGCAAAUGGUUUAGGAAUUUUCAAAUAGUGCAAUCAAAGUACUUAUACUGGAUAAUGGAAAGAUGACCUCUAACAUGGUGAUGGAAUAGAAGAAUGGCCAUAAUAAAUUAAAUAUGAAGGUUAAUAUGUAAAAGGUAAAAAACAUGGAAGAGGGAAAAUCAUAUUUGAAGAUGGCAGUAGAUAUGAAGGAGAAUUUAUUAAUAAUUAGGUUUGUGGCAAUGGAGAAUUUUAUUGGUAAUAAGGAAAAUAUUAUAAGGGACAAUGGAAAGAUAAUCAAAUGAAUGGGAAAGGUGAAACGUUUUGGCCUGAUGGCAAACAUUAUGUAGGAGAAUAUGAAAAUGAUAAAAAACAUGGAUAAGGAUAAUUCACAUGGGAAAAUGGUAAAGUGUACAUAGGAGGUUGGAAUCAAGGAAAAUAACAUGGUAAAGGAUUUAUUGUUGAGGAUGGCGUUAAAAAAGAAUGUAUAUUUGAGAAUGGUAGAUUAGUGAAUAAUAAUUGA
This is a messenger RNA of Paramecium tetraurelia, 867 nucleotides long. RefSeq lists its product as uncharacterized. Gene Ontology annotation, cellular component: cytosol. Lineage: Eukaryota; Ciliophora; Oligohymenophorea; Peniculida; Parameciidae. The record is from RefSeq and is a predicted model, not a curated record. The transcript is spliced from 5 exons.